GAGCAUGAGAUUUUGUCAAACAAUAGAAAGAGAGUCACCGUAAAAGACAGAGAUAUAUUUAUAGUCAAAAGAAAUGAUGACUAUUUUGCUCUAGAUAGCUUCUGUUAUCAUGCAGGAGGUCCAUUAUUUAAUGGUGAUAUAGAGGAUUAUGGAGGUAAAGCUUGUAUCAAAUGUCCAUGGCACAACUUUAAAAUAUGUAUUGAUACUGGCGAAGGACUGUAUGAGUCUAUAAAUCCAUUUGAUUUAUCCAAACCACCAGAAAUAAAAUCUAAAGGUAUUAAACAAAGGACACAUAAAGUAAUAGUUCAAGAUGGAAAAAUAUAUGUAGAAUUAUCUAUCGAUGAAAAAUUAGAAUCAGAUCAUUAU
This is a messenger RNA of Lottia gigantea (owl limpet), 366 nucleotides long. RefSeq lists its product as hypothetical. The transcript has 4 exons. The record is from RefSeq and is a predicted model, not a curated record. Gene Ontology annotation, molecular function: 2 iron, 2 sulfur cluster binding. NCBI's taxonomy places the organism in Eukaryota, Metazoa, Mollusca, Gastropoda, Lottiidae. The annotation marks the transcript as partial.